AUGACUGCUAAGUGGUACAAGCGAGUGUUUUCCGUCGGCUCGCACGCCGUGACUACCUACAAUCCCAGCACCCUUGAAGUUACUAAUCAGAAUCUGAGAUGUAUAAUCUGUCAUCCCACCAGAUUUCAGAUGGACCAUGCCAAAUCUAACUUAAUCUGGAAUUAUAAAACGAGGGAAGAAUUGCGAGAUGCGUUUGAAGCGGAGAUGAGAGCGUUUAACAUCGACAGGGAGCUGGGCAGUGCCAGUGUCAUCUCAUGGAAUCACCAGGAGUUUGAGGUUAAGUACGAUUGCCUCGUGGAUGAAAUCAAAAUUGGGGAUUACUAUCUGCGCCUGCUUCUGGAAGAAGGGGAGAAUGAGGAGACUGGUGCCAUCAAGAGAUCGUAUGAAUUUUUCAAUGAGUUGUAUCAUCGCUUCCUGCUUACCCCGAAAGUGAAUAUGAAGUGUUUAUGUUUACAAGCUUUGACCAUUGUCUACGGCAAAUGCUAUGAGGAGAUAGGACCCUUCAGUGAUACCAAAUACAUUGUCGGAAUGCUGGACAGGUGUACGGACAAACUCGAGAGGGAUCGACUCAUUCUUUUCCUCAACAAACUGAUUCUUAACAAGAAAAAUGUGAAGGAGAUCAUGGAUUCGACUGGAGUGCGAACUCUUGUGGACCUGUUAACCCUGGCUCACCUCCACACAAGCAGAGCCACCGUCCCACUGCAGAGCAACGUUAUUGAAGCAGCGCCUGACAUGAAGAGGGAAAGUGAAAAGGAGUGGUACUUCGGCAACGCGGACAAGGAGAGACUGGGCCCUUAUAGCUUUGAAGAGAUGAAGGAGUUUUGGAAGGAUGGGGUGCUGACACCCAAGACCCGCUGCUGGGCCCAGGGGAUGGAUGGCUGGCGGACUCUACAGAGCAUCCCACAGCUGAAGUGGUGUCUCCUGGCCUACGGGCAAUCGGUGCUCAACGAGACUGACCUGGCCACGCUGAUCCUCAACAUGCUCAUCACCAUGUGUGAAUACUACCCCAGCAGGGAUCAAGAUAAUGCUAUUAUCAGACCUCUUCCCAGGAUAAAGAGGCUGCUGACGGACAAUACAUGCCUUUCUCACAUCGUUCAGCUUUUGGUGACGUUUGACCCGAUCCUGGUUGAGAAGGUUGCGAUCUUGUUGCACUACGUGAUGCAGGACAACCCCCAGCUGCCCCGCUUCUACCUCACUGGAGUGUUCUUCUUCAUCAUGAUGUACACGGGCUCCAACGUGCUGCCCAUCGCCAGGUUUUUGAAGUAUACUCACUUGAAGCAGGCGUUCAGGUCAGAGGAGUCAAAAGGGCACGAUCUAGUACAACGGAGUGUCCUGGGACACAUUCUUCCCGAAGCCAUGGUCUGUUACUUGGAAAACUAUGAACCGGAAAAGUUUUCGGAGAUCUUCCUGGGUGAAUUUGAUACGCCAGAAGCAAUUUGGAGCAAUGAAAUGAGGCGAUUAACCAUUGAGAAGAUUGCUGCUCAUUUAGCAGACUUUACCCCACGCUUACAAAGCAACACAAGAGCCUUGUAUCAGUACUGCCCGAUCCCCGCCAUCAGCUACCCUCAACUGGAAAAUGAGCUGUUCUGUAACAUCUACUACCUUAAACAUCUCUGUGACACCGUGCGAUUCCCCGACUGGCCCAUCAAAGAUCCAGUGAGAUUGCUGAAAGACACGCUGGACGCUUGGAAGAAAGAAGUGGAAAAGAAGCCGCCUUCAAUGUCGAUCGAAGAGGCGUACGAUGUGCUGAACCUCCCGAAGGGCCAAGGAAUGCAGGAUGAGAGCAAGAUAAGGAAAGCUUACUUCCGCCUUGCACAGAAGUACCACCCCGACAAGAAUCCCGAAGGAAGGGACAUCUUUGAAAAGGUGAAUAAAGCCUAUGAAUACUUGUGCACAAAGUCGGCCAAGGCGGUGGACGGGCCUGAUCCCGAGAACAUCAUCCUUAUCUUGAAAACACAGAGCAUCCUCUUCAACAGAUACAAAACGGAUCUGGAGCCCUAUAAAUAUGCAGGAUACCCAAUGUUGAUCAAGACCAUCACGAUGGAGACUUCAGACGAUAAGAUGUUCUCCAAGGUGUCCUUGCUGCCCGCUUCCACAGAGUUGGCCUUCCACACUGUCAACUGCUCAGCACUCAACGCUGAGGAACUGCGCAGAGAGAACGGGAUAGAGGUGCUGCAGGAUGGCUUUGCUCGCUGUGUGGCGGUGUUAACAAACUCCAGCAAGAAGGACGACAUGGCAGUGCAGGUCUGCGGCCACAUCUGCCAGUGCUACAGCGUCGCUGCACAGUUUGAGGAGUGCCGGGAAAAGAUCACGGAAAUGCCCACCAUCAUCAGAGACCUCUGUAGACUGCUCUACUACGGCAAGACGUUACCGCGGACAGCGAUGCUGGCGGUCGAGUGCGUGGGCUCCUUCGCCGUGGAUUACUGGUUACAGACCCACUUGUUCCAAGCUGGUAUUUUGUGGCAUCUCCUCGUCUACCUCUUCAACUACGACUACACGCUGGAAGAAAGUGGCAUUCAAAAGUCUGAAGAAACCAAUCAGCAGGAAGUGUCGAACUGUCUGGCAAAAUUCUGUGUGUCUGCGCUGAGUCGACUGGGCGGUUACUUGUCGGAGGAAAACGGGACACCGGAAAAUCCCACCAUCAGGAAGUGUCUGGCAGCGUUGCUCUCGCCCUAUGUCUCCAGAAGGCUUUCCAAAGACGGCCCGGCCGAGAUCCUCAAAAUGCUGAACAGCAACACGGAAAACCCGUACUUAAUCUGGAGCAACGGCACUCGCGCUGAGCUGCUGGAGUUCCUGCAGGAGCAGCAGGAGAGCAUGAUCAAACGGGGGGACUGCGAUAAGAAUUACGGUGCGGAGUUUGUUUUCAGCGAACACGCCAAGGAGCUUAUUGUCGGUGAGAUCUUUGUCCGGGUCUACAAUGAACAGCCAGCAUUCCCCUUGGAGUUGCCCAAGGAAUUUGCAGGCAGCCUGCUGGACUAUGUGGGUUCCCAAGCCCAGUACCUGCACACACUGAUGGCCAUCACACAGACGGGGAAGGUGGAAUCUGAUCAACAUGAGCACAGGUUGAGAACAGCUGAAAUGGCUUUGGAGGCGCUGCGUAACGUCAUCAAAAACAACCCAGGUGCUGAAAUGGAAUGCAUUGGUCACUUUAAGUUAAUCUUCUCCCUCCUACGGGUGCACGGAGCUGGGCAGGUCCAACAGCUCGCCUUGGAGGUGGUGAACAUAGUGACGGCCAACCAAGAAUGUGUCAAUAACAUUGCCGAAUCUCUGGUCCUCUCCAACCUCCUGGUUCUGCUGCAUUCGCUGCACUCCAGUCGCCUGCUCGUUCUUGAAACUCUCUACGCUCUGACAUCAAAUACAAAGAUCAUAAAAGAAGCCAUGGGGAAAGGUGCCCUGGUGUAUCUUCUAGACAUGUUUUGUAAUUCAACGCAUCCUCAGGUUCGAGCCCAAACUGCAGAGCUCUUUGCCAAAAUGAUCACAGAUAAGCUUGUUGGACCAAAGGUGAGGAUAACUUUGACCAAGUUUCUACCCGGCGUGUUCAUGGACGCUAUGCGGGACAAUCCUGAGGCAUCGGUCCAUAUAUUUGAGGGGACGCAUGAAAACCCGGAGCUGAUCUGGAAUGACAACUCCAGGGAGAGAGUGGCUACGACCGUUCGGGAAAUGAUGCUCGAGCACUUCAAGCAUCAAUGUGACAACCCAGAUGUAAACUGGAAGCUGCCCGAGGACUUCACCAUUGUCCACGGCGAAGCUAGCGAUGAAUUGUCCGUUGGAGGAGUCUUCCUGAGGAUUUUUAUUGCGCAGCCAGGUUGGGUUCUUCGAAAGCCCAGGGAGUUCCUUGUCGCAUUGCUGGAGAAAUUAACGGACCUUCUGGAAGCAAGUAAUCCUAACGGUGAAACGUUAGAGCUGGUGACCACGGCCUCCGUCUGCCUGUUCCACUCGCAACCCCAGUUGGCAGACCAAGUGCCGCCCCUGGGGCACCUUCCCAAAGUCAUUACCGCUCUGAACAACCAGAAUAACGCCAUCCCCAAGUCUUCAAUCCGCCUCAUUCACGCGCUCUCCGACAACGAGUUGUGUGUGCGAGCUAUGGCGACAAUGGAGACCAUCGGGCCACUGAUGAACGGGAUGAAGAUUCGAUCGGACAUGAUCGGCCUCGCCUCGGAGUCUCUCAACCGCAUGUUUCAGAAGGAGCAGACUGACCUGGUGGCUCAGGGUCUGAAGGUGGAGUUGGUGCCAUAUCUGCUGCAGCUGUUGGAAGGAGUAGGACUUGAGAAGGUAGAAAACCCAGCCGCCACGAAGGCCCAGAUAGUCAAUGCACUGAAAUCAAUGACUCGCAGCCUGCAGCACGGUGAACAGGUAAAUGAAAUCCUGAGUCGUUCAACUGUGUGGAGUGCCUUUAAAGAUCAGAAGCAUGAUCUAUUCAUUUCUGAGUCGCAAACGUCAGGAUAUCUUACAGGUCCUGGGAUUGCUGGCUAUCUUACUUCGGGAACAAUGUCGGCGGUCAUUCCGAGCGGACCUCCACCCGUGGACAGUGAAGGGGUCGAUGUGUGCCGAUAAGAGAGUAGGCCGACACUCCUCGCCUUGAAGAUGACGUACAUCAGUCACAGUUGUGAACCAUCCUCCGGAGUAAAGUGUUGUACACAACUACAAAAGAAGUUGAUUCUUGUUGCAUUCAGAAUGUAAUCUUGCAUUUUAUUUGUAAAGGCGGUAAAUUUUAUACAACCGAUCAACAUGUUCCAUUCAAAAUGGCAUUGUUCACGAAUGGAAAGUUUCGAGAUUUUUUCAAGUACCCAAAUCUUUACUUUUUGCACUUAAUAUAUCGGACUGUGAGUCUAAAUACUGGAUCGUUUUUGUUUAAUUUUACAGUUUUUAGUUUUCAGUUUGUGGGGAGAACAGGAGUUAAUAUCUCUGCAGCUGGCCAACUAUCUGCCUGCUACUUUAAAAUAAAACGUGACAGUAAGAUUUUUUUUUUGUUUUGGUUUGAGAAACAACUUUGGCGUAGACUAAACCGAUUUCUGAUUAGGCCAUGGACCACGAUUCCUCCACCGGCUGAUCUUUAAUGAGCCUGCCCGAUUGAAAACCUUGUAAAACAUUUGUAUAACUGUUUCCAGUUUCUGAGGGGUGCCUCGGAAAAUAAAGUAUUAACUUGAACAUUCAUAUAAAUACCUACUGUAAUUGUGACCUGUGCUAUACAAUACCAAUGUGUAAACUUUCUAUAUUUGAAUGUACAUUAGUAAAUUGGUCAUUGUACAUAAAAUUUUAAGAAUAAAGUGCAAAGGGAAUUAGCAUU
This is a messenger RNA of Leucoraja erinaceus (little skate), 5287 nucleotides long. Its product is annotated as dnaJ homolog subfamily C member 13-like. The coding region runs from base 1 to 4554 and encodes 1517 amino acids. The record is from RefSeq and is a predicted model, not a curated record. NCBI's taxonomy places the organism in Eukaryota, Metazoa, Chordata, Chondrichthyes, Rajiformes, Rajidae. Gene Ontology annotation, cellular component: endosome membrane. The transcript is spliced from 37 exons. Gene Ontology annotation, biological process: receptor-mediated endocytosis; regulation of early endosome to late endosome transport; endosome organization.